AUGGCAGACAGCGAGACGCAGCUUUCUGUAGACUCGAAAUCUCUAGCAAGAGAGCACGAAGAUUACAAGCAGAAAACCGUCGACCAACAUGCAUUCGUCGAGAAACUUUUGAAGCUAUUUGCUGAAAAGGAACAAGCCUAUGAAGACCUCAAAUCCGACCUUGAUGACCAGACCGAAAGCCGCCGUCGCUGGCAGAAGCGGGCAGUCGACGUCGAAUCCCGCAUCACAAGCGUACAGCACCUCCUCGUUCUGAUCGACGGCAAUCAGUCCUUCUUCAAGAGCAGCUUCAUACGAGCAGGGACUGUAGGUGCACGCGAGGCCGCUGCAGCAUUCAUAACAGAAGUGAAAGAACUGGCCAAGGCACAGCAUAAGAACGACCUACCAGAAGACAUAUUGUUGGUAGUGCACAUUUUCUCUGAUAUUGGCCGGCUGGCACAGGACCUUUCUACGGCAGGUAACCUUCCAAACCCGGACCAGCUCUGGACUUUUAUCCAGGAUAUUUGCAAGUUAGAGCCAUGUUUCACCGUCAGUGACUGCGGCUCAGGCCGUGAAGCUGUCGAUGCAAAAUUGAAAUAUUACUACGAGUUGUUCAUCGAGAACUGUCAUUGUCGACAUGUUUUCCUGGCUCUUGGACAACAGUCUGAAUACUACAAAAUCCUUCAGUUGUACAGUGAUGAUGACUACACCAAAGGCAAAACUUCCCUCGUACGCCCAUCUCAUGGCUUCGCUCCUGGAGUCGAUAUCGCCUUCCAUACGGUGGAAAUCCUCUCCUUAGAAAGUGUGCCCGAAUCGCUGGGUGGACAAUCGUCCGCAGCUGCUUGGGGUCAGGAUUAUACCAAUCAAGCGUCAGCUACGACUAUUCCAUCGGCCACGUCGGUCCGUGAACAACCUGCACGUCCGACAUACCCUCCAGGCGAUACACUACUUGCAAGCACGGAUGUUGAGGCUCCCAAGAAACCUCCGGAAUCGCGACCGAUGCUCCCUCCCAAGCUCGAACGUGCAGCCGAUUCAUACGGCGAGAUGAAUGGUACCCCGAAGGACGGCGACGAGGAAGAUGCGGCCGGCAUCGUCAAGCUUGAGUCGUCAGCACACUCUUCUUCACAAUCUAACAAAGCCGCGGAACAGAGCUGGGAGAUGAAUGUGAGCGAAAACAGCUACGCACCUCCACCCAUUCAAGGUGCCUGGGGUGAGGAGGCAAGCCAUUCUGCUACUGUACAUGACGAUCAUGGCGAUGAUCAAGCGUACUCACGAGACCGCCGAGGUUUGUCAAAGCCACGCGGGGACUCUCGCCGAGGCACAAAUACUAGCAGCAAGCGCAAUCAGAACCCGGCCUGGAAACAGGACCGAUCAAACCCGAAUCCUUCUUUUUCACGUCCUGCGGGAAGAGCUCCUAGGCAGUUCGAAGGAUCUUGGGACGAUAUUGUGGAACAGAAACCAAGUCGACGACCAUCCCAGGUAAGCUCAAUGCGAGCCACCCCAGAGCCACCCACAUCUCCCAGGUCAAAUGGCAUUUCCGCUGCCGCUUUCACACGUCAAGUCGCUUCUAGGCCGGAGCCAAAUCCCGGCCAACGUCCCAUAUGCUCGCCGAUAGCGCUCAAUAAGCUUGAUCAGCGCAUCGACUUGAAACUGCCGCGUCCCUCGCCAGAUGAUCAAGAAUUGUUCGAUUUGCGCACACGUGUGCGCAGACUGUGUAACGAACAUCACCUGCGUUCCAAUUGCAACAACCCGAGUUGUGCUUAUGACCAUGAAUCCAUAUCUACUGGUGUUUACCUGGCGCUGAGAAACAAAGCACGUAGGCUACCUUGCACCAUUGGUCCAGAUUGUCGUCGACAUGACUGCUUUGGAAGUCAUCAUUGUCCCAACGUGUCCCAUGCAUCAGCCUGCGGCAGACCCAAAUGUCCGUUCGAAGCGAAAGGCAUGCAUGAAAUCACUAAUUUGGAGAUUGUCCGAACAAUCGAGCCGCCAGCUGCAAAUGGGGCAUGA
Messenger RNA from Exophiala viscosa, 1983 nucleotides. RefSeq lists its product as uncharacterized. Bases 1 to 1983 code for a protein of 660 amino acids. The transcript has 4 exons. The record is from RefSeq and is a predicted model, not a curated record. NCBI's taxonomy places the organism in Eukaryota, Fungi, Ascomycota, Eurotiomycetes, Chaetothyriales, Herpotrichiellaceae.